Molecule: messenger RNA, 1524 nt
Organism: Gamsiella multidivaricata
Lineage: Eukaryota; Fungi; Mortierellomycota; Mortierellomycetes; Mortierellales; Mortierellaceae
Exons: 4
Coding region: 104-1318 (404 amino acids)
Biological process (GO): regulation of cell cycle
Cellular component (GO): nucleus
Source: RefSeq, a predicted model, not a curated record
ACGUUGCUCUGACACUUGUUCCAUAUUCGCUCUCCUCUUUGGCCCGAUUCCACUACUUGUAGAUAUCACAUCUGGACAUGGAUCGCAACUGUUCCAAGACUACAUGAGCGCAGCCGGAUCGAGGAAUGGUAUCGGCUAUGGCGCUGGAAGUGGCAACUACAACGAUAUAACCAGUAACAAUAGACAGGCCAGCGGUAGCGCCUCUGGAUCAGCUGCUAGAGCGGGACCGAUCGUCAAAAAAGAAAAGCCUGAAGGAGCACCGAAACAGACGAGGCGGGCAACGAAACGAGCGGACCGUGGCCGACCACGGGCAGUCGUGCCGCUUCCGACAAAUCCUGAUGGCUCACUGAACUACCCCAUUGUUGUUGGCAAGGGCACCAACGAGGUCAUUAUCGAGAAUAUGGGGAGGAUUGUGUGGCAAGGCAGAGGAUAUCACAACCAUCGCUAUAUCUUCCCAGUAGGAUUCCGCAGCAAGAAGCAGUACACAUCACUUUCGGACACAUCCCGGAAGACCUACUUCAUCAACGAGAUUUUGGAUGGAGGAGAGCAGCCCAUCUUUCAAAUCACUCUAGAAGACAUGCCUGAGAGGGUCUUCCGACACUCCUCGUCCAGCGGCGCAUGGGAGCUAGCAUUGAAGGGACUGAUGGAACUCGGCUACAACGCAAAAACGCAUGCCUCAGGGCCCGACAUGUAUGGUCUGACCAAUCUGGGUGUUAUCAAAUACAUCCAGGAGAUGCCGAACGCCCAUCGAUGUCGAAGAUACAUGCCCCUGAAGUGGAUCAUUGAGGACGACCCAAACUCACCUUCUUCGCAGGGCGAUCCCGCUGGAAGCAAAUCGCCUGGUCGGAAGAAGAAGAUCAACAAUAGUCUGUACGCCAGCAACCACGAGGUUCUCUUGGAGACCAUGGAGGAGGCCGCGGGGUCGAAAUCUUCAUCAGCAUCACGGCCAUACGCCCCUCGGAAGUACACAAAACGAAAGACAAACCUGACAUCGGAGACGGCUGAAGACAAUGCGUCACACAGCUCAUUCGUACCACCGCCAUUAACAGCAGCGGCAGCGGCAGCGACGGUAUCGGAGUCAGAGUCGGGAGUGGAUCCGAUGGAGGAUGUGGAGCACAGCGUCGAUCAGUCAAGAACGACGCCGGCUGCAACGACCCCUACGAUGUCAAGGGCGACGAUCGCACCAGUAACACCGUGCUCUUUGAGCGGACAGGAACCAUGUUCUCCCAAUGCACCGCAGGUGCCUGAAGGCAUGUACGACAAAAGCUCAAUGCACCAUUAUGAACAUAAAUACGAGCAUGGUUUGAUGGAGCCUUGAGACAACAAGCAGACUGAACGACUUUUACGGCAAGAAUACACAUGCGCACAUAUAUCCCAUUCGCCAUUUUUUUUUCUUUUCUUUUCUUUUUUUUCUUUUUUUCUUUCUUUCUUUCUUUCUUUCGCUGCAUGCACUAAUUCUGCCACACAACGAACACACACACACACACACACACACACACACACACACACAAACUCACAUACCAC